AUGCUUGGAGUAAUCAUAAGUUUCAGCUAUGUCAUGUCUCUCGAUUUCUCCUUGAUUUCUUCUUCCUCCGGCUUCAAGUCGCCGGAUCUUCCAGAUUCCGAUUCACUUGAAUUUCCUCCUCCUAAAACACACGCUUCACGGUUUUCUGAUUCCGUGUUUCAGGGAGAGGCAUAUGAUUGGUGUAAAUUAAGGAUUUCCGGCGAUUUGGUGGGCGUGUGGAGAAAUUUCCGAGUAUAG
Molecule: messenger RNA, 237 nt
Organism: Microthlaspi erraticum
Lineage: Eukaryota; Viridiplantae; Streptophyta; Magnoliopsida; Brassicales; Brassicaceae
Source: the annotation of a GenBank genome assembly